AUGGUCCACCUCAUCCUCACGGGCGCCACUGGCCUCGUUGGCUCCGCGGUUCUUCAUCACAUCCAGACCCUCCCCGCUGCCACCAACCCCAUCACGAAGCUAACCAUCCUCUCUCGCUCGCCCGUUCCAGAUGCCAACAAACCCUCCACCAACAACACCAAGAUCAACGUAAUCCACCACACCGACUACCUAACCUAUCCACCCGACCUCACCUCCCAGCUCUCCGACGCCAAAGCCGUCAUCUGGGCUCAAGGCAUCUCGCAAACCGAAGUCUCCUCGGACGCCGAAUACACCAAGAUCACAAAGGAAUUCCCCGUCGCCGCCGCCAAAGCCUUCGCCAGUGCCAGCGCCACCACCACCAAACCCUUCAACUUCGUCUACGUCUCCGGCGAAGGCGCCACACAAACCCCGGGCCUCUUCACGGCGCUCUUCGGCCGCGUCAAGGGCGAGGCCGAGCUGGCGCUGCUCGCGCUGCCCAAACAGCGCGAGUACGGCGACGGUAAGCUAUCUGUGUACUGCCCGCGGCCCGGCGGCAUCAUCCACCCGGACAAGGCGGUCAUGGACGCCAUUCUGGCGAAGCGGACGCUGAGCAUGCGCGUCUUCAUUCGGGCGGCGCUGCCCCUGUAUAGCACUUUUGCGAAGGAGAUGCUGAUUCAGACGCCGGAGCUGGGGAAGGUGCUGGUGGAUAUGGCGUUGAGGGAGGGUGGGGAGCCGUUUGAGGAGGGGGCCAAGGGGAUUGAGAGUGGUGGGAGGGUGGUGAGAAAUGUGGCCAUCAGGAGGAUGGCGGGAUUGUAG
Cyphellophora europaea CBS 101466 is the source of this 795-nucleotide messenger RNA. RefSeq lists its product as uncharacterized. The transcript has a single exon. Bases 1 to 795 code for a protein of 264 amino acids. The record is from RefSeq and is a predicted model, not a curated record. Lineage: Eukaryota; Fungi; Ascomycota; Eurotiomycetes; Chaetothyriales; Cyphellophoraceae.